Messenger RNA from Symbiodinium sp. CCMP2592, 486 nucleotides. Lineage: Eukaryota; Dinophyceae; Suessiales; Symbiodiniaceae. The record is from the annotation of a GenBank genome assembly.
AUGCACGGCAGUUUGGAGAUUGGAGAGCGCGAGUUUGAGCGCGAGGAGAAUGCCCGUCGUCAGGUGCGAGCCAAGCUCCUACUGAAGGAAGGCUCGCCACCAAACUGCGGUGCGCAGGGUGAAGAGGCCACACUCCACCCCACCAUCCUGGACCACGAGGGCUCGGGGGAUGGAGCCACCACGUCGUCUGCCGUGUCUUCGAGGCAGAUACCCUUCGCUACGGUCACCGACCAAACCUGUUGGGAGCUCAUCCGCCAAGCGGAGAUGGACGACAGGGCCGAGCGCGUGCGACAGGCCGGCAAACCUGGCCUGAGCCGGGCGCUCACAGAGGCCGCGCUGCUCAACGCAAGACGUGUUUUGCCAUACAGGAAGAUUCUGGAGCCGAAGCCACUGGUCAGCCCGCCUUUGAAAUGGAAAGUUCAGCCAUUUGAGCCACCCAUGGCCUGGGUCGCGGCUUGCCGGACUGGGGAGUUCCACCAGAAGUGA